UUUCUCAUCAGUGACCAUGUUGCUCCUGCUCAUAUACAUUCAGCUUACAGCAAUACAAGCACAAGACUAUCGAAUAGCUUUGCGGGGUUCGAGUCACCCGUGUGAGGGCCAUGUGGAGCUGUACUACCAAAACCAGUGGGGUUUGGUGGGUCAUCAUGGGUGGAAGUCUGCAAACGGUGAGGUCGUGUGCAGGUCUUUAGGCUGCGGUAAACAUGUGAAAUCUGGGGUUCUAUACCACAAAUUCAACGGUUCUCUGAUUUCGAACUUUUGGUUGGAUGAGAUCAACUGUACGGGGAACGAGCAAAACCUCUGGAACUGCGCUUCAAACGGCUGGAAUAUCACUCACUGUCGAAAUUAUGUCUCAGUGGUUUGUUCAGGAAACAUUUCUCUGAGUCUGAAUCUACAUGGAGUAACUGGCGAGUGUGCUGGAGAGGUUAAGUUCACGACACCGAGUGACGUAUUUGUGUGUGAGGAACACUGGGAUACAGGCAAAGCUAAUAAGGUGUGCGAAGAACUUAACUGUGGGAAAUAUUUGAAGUACUUCAUGUUGAAGAUGUCGAAUUUGACAGCAAAUUCCAAAAGUGUGGCCCUAAAUUGUCAAGGCAACGAAGACUUCUUAUGGCAGUGUGUGAAAUGGACAGCACCUAUAUCAAACAUCUGCCAAAAUAAAAUAGGCAUCAUCUGCUCUGGUUAUGAGGGCGUCCGUCUGCAUGGUGGUGCUAAUGUUUGUGAAGGAACUUUGGACAAGAAGAAGUACAGCACUGAAGAAAAUUGGAAGGAAGAAUCGUGUCAAGGGUUUAAUAAGAGUGAGCUGGAUAAAAUGUGUGCUAAGAUGAAGUGUGGAAAAGCUGCUGCUGUGAAUCCAUGCAUAAACACAACGCUUAAUUGCACAGAUCGGGUCAAGGUAGAGCUAAGAAACGAGAAACGUCCGCUGAUGUGUUAUGGGGACGUCUACUUCAAUGUGAAUGGCGCUCACCAGGCGAUGUGUGUCGAUAACAACGUUUCCUUUGAGAAAGCUGGUGAGGUGGUGUGCAGAGAGCUGAAAUGUGGAAGCCUGCUCUCUGUAUCGCUAAACACUCAAUUGAUGGAUAGCAUGAUUAGCCAUGUUGAAUGCGAUGGACAGGAGAAAUCUCUGUGGGAGUGCAUAUACAAGUCUGAUGCAAAUAGACCUUGCAAAACCAUCAAUGUUAUAUGCUCAGGCUCUCUGGACAUGCGUCUGAGCUACGGUCUGGACAAGUGCGCAGGCCAACUGGAGAUAAAACACAAGGAUUCCUGGUGGAAAAUGAACUCUGAAGGCUGGACGAAGCAAAAUUCGGACAUGGUGUGUCAAUAUCUCGAUUGCGGAGACUCAGUGGAUAAUAAAAAACAUAACUUUGUCAAGAGCAAGUUGUCUGCACUGGAUUGGAAGCUGACUUGCAGUGGCUCUAACAUAUCACAGUGUAGGAUGCAAUACCAGGGCUUUAAGGGGGAUGUCAUCAUCAUCUGCAAAAAGUAUGAGCUCUGGUUUUUGCAUGGCAACUCUUCAUGUGAAGGCAGAGUGAAGUCUGAAUCAGGUGAAUACUUGCAGAACAUCACGGACGAAAAGGCUAAAGAAGUGUGUACAUGGAAUCAUUGUGUGCCCUCUACAAACAAAGAUAUCUUUACAAACCCCCUCGAUUGCACUGCAAAACCAAACUCAACCUUCAAUUGCUCAGAACCUCAGUAUGCUCAUGUGAAAUGCUCAGGCUCCAGGGAGGUACGUUUGCAGAACAAAUGUCACGGGAAGGUUCUGGUGUGCUCCAAUGACAAGUGUGGGGUUUGUGAGGACACUUGGACAAAAGAGCAGUCGAGAAUGCUCUGUAAAAUGCUGGGCUGUGGAGAUGUGAUCAAUGAGCAGUACAGCGAGAAGAAAACUGGAGAUGGAGUGACCAUAGCCAGUGUACACUGUUCUGAAUCAGCUCAGAACUUCAACCAGUGCAACUUCGUACAACUUAAAGACACUACCUUAUGCCAAAAUGCAGCCUACGUUGCAUGCACAGGAAGCGUGAGCGUUGUGAUGGAAGACCCGAGAGAUAAGUGCGCUGGAAACCUGAAGCUGUUUUACGCCGGAGUUUGGCAAUCAGUGUGUGCAAAGGGAAUCGAUACUAAGACCCAGAAUGCAAUGUGUACAAUGCUGGGCUGUGGAAAUGCGGUCAGUUUCGACGAGGGUCUCAACAGCACGUUAAAGAGCAAAGGAGUGACAGGAGUCACGUGUUCGGAUGGCAACAUUUCCAACUGUGACUUCUCCAAAAGUGCAGUACAACAAUGCCAAGUUGGCUUCCUCAGUUGCACAGGUUGGAGAAGGUUGCUGCUCACCAGCACUAAAGAAGCCUGCACAGGUGAAGUGUACCUCCAGAAUAACGAGCAAAUCUACGCAGUGAGCAGCGAUGGUUGGAGCGAUCGGGAAAGUGAUCAGUUGUGCAAAUAUUUAAAUUGUGGAAAUUUUAAUAACUCUAUGAUUAAAGAACAGCAGGUUUAUCCUUACUGGAAGAAGAGCUACAAUUGCACAGAGAACCAGAGAAGCAUCUGGGACUGUGAGAAGGAAAAGGCACCUACAGGGAAUCAUCAUCUGCACAUCAGCUGCACGGACAAACCUCAGGUAACACUCAAAGGCAACUGCAGCGGUGAGGUGAGGCUUAAGAACGGUCCCAUGUGUUACAAGUCACAUCAGACGGAGCAUGUGUUCCAUGAGCUCUGUCAACAGUUGGGCUGCAGCAUGUUCUUCAGAGCCUGGUCCACCAAGUCCCAGGGUAACGCUCGCUACGUGAGCUGCACAGGAAAAGAAAACAAUCUGUGGCAGUGCAACUCAUGGGAGGAUAAGUGUGAAGAUGUCGUUUCACUGGCGUGCACAAAGGCUAUUACAUGGAGAUUCAGCGAAGUUUGUGGAGGCAAACUUCAAGUGAACUACAGAGGAAAUUGGGAACCCGUCUGUCCAGUGGACAUAUACAGUGCAGAUAGGUUAUGUCAGAAGACAGACUGUGGAAACUUGGUUGAAAAACAGGGUUUGGAUGUAAAAACAAACGAGAAUGUGGAUGUAAUGAUGCAAUGUAAACAUGAGCAUACCCUUCUGAUGCACUGCUUCAAACCAGUACUGAAACCCUGCACGAUGCAGGCUGAGAUUAAAUGUGAAAAGUAUAUACCUUUGGCAAAUCCACCAGACAUGGGGCUGAUUGUAGGGAUCGUGGUAGGACUCUUGCUGGUGCUGUUGGCUGCAAUAAUCUUGUUUAGGAAGAGGAAAACUAUACUUGCCGUAUUGAGGUCCAAGUUUUCUCCUGCUGAGGAUUCUGACGAGGAGUACAGCGAAAAUGAGAUGCAGAGUUUUGCAGAGCAAAAAGGUGCGUUUGAAACAGAUGAUUAUGAUGAUAUUGAUGCCACGAUGAACUCCAUAGAGGACAAUAACAGCCAAGCAAUCUCCUCUGACCAUGAUGAGGAGAACAGAAGCACAAGCUCAGGCUCCUCUGGAACCGAAUAUGAUGAUGUUGAUGAAGAAACUGCCAAACCACCAGCAAGCAGCAGUCCCUCUAAUCCACUCCUUCCCCCCAGACCUGAUAAUCUACUCGAUGUGGUGACGUUCGAAGCGGAAGUGGAGCCGCAGGAGGACUACGACGAUGUUAUAUUACACCAGGAUGUGAUCAGGGAGCAAGGAGACAGCUGUGAGGUCCCUGGUCCAUCAUCAAAUCCACCAUUACUGCUCUCUAACGCUGAGGCUCAACCUCAGGAAGAUGAGUAAUCAAGAUCAUUUUCAGAACCAAAUUUGAUUUAUGUUCAUUUUGUUCAAUUGAAGUGGCAGAACUUCAGUAGCAACAAUGAAAUUCAGGGAAAACUGUGUAAUGAGAAUCAGAACUGUAACUGUAAAGAAGCUCCACAUAGAAUCUAUUUUCAAAUCAUUUUUUCAUGGUGCAUGUUCAUGUAUAUAAAACUUAUAGUAAAUAAUUUGGCCAGAUUUAUAUUAUAAUAUGCUUACAAUUAAAUUUAUCUUCAGAUGUUAAAAAACUAUUUUGUAUAGAAGCAGUUGGGUAAAUCAAUGUAAUUUGCCUUAAGCAUGAAAACUAUGGUGUUUAAUGUAAUUUUAUAUUGCUUUAAAAAGAGCACAAUUAUGAUCUUGUUGUGAUAUUAUUAUUAUUAUUAUUAUUAUUAUUAUUAUUAUUAUUAUUAUUAUUAUUAUUAUCAUUUCUUUUAUUACUACUUCUACAACUAGAAUAUCUGCACUUGAAUUUAGACUGUUAUAGGGAAGUGGUAGCUCUAUAGUUGAGACGUCAUGAGUUUAAAUUCUAGCACUACCAAUUUUCCACCAUUGGGCCCUUGAGCGAGGCCCUUGAUCCUCAACUGCUCAGUGUAUAAAUGAUAUAAGUCGCUUUUGAUAAGGCUGCAAAAUGCAGUAUAUGUAAAAAAGAUAUGCAAGUUUUAGUAUGGACAUUCUGACCUGUCUGCUCUUUGUUUGUUUAUUUCCUGCCUCAAUCCCAUGUUGAAGUUUCUUCAGUAUUAACUGCCUGUGUUUGCUUUAUUUCCCAACAAUAUAUACAAUAUAUUCCUGAAAUAAAACUCCCU
Molecule: messenger RNA, 4566 nt
Organism: Silurus meridionalis
Lineage: Eukaryota; Metazoa; Chordata; Actinopteri; Siluriformes; Siluridae
Product: scavenger receptor cysteine-rich type 1 protein M160
Exons: 18
Coding region: 17-3748 (1243 amino acids)
Cellular component (GO): membrane
Source: RefSeq, a predicted model, not a curated record